Messenger RNA from Selaginella moellendorffii, 582 nucleotides. RefSeq names its product pentatricopeptide repeat-containing protein At1g06140, mitochondrial-like. The transcript has a single exon. Gene Ontology annotation, biological process: RNA modification. Bases 1 to 582 code for a protein of 193 amino acids. Lineage: Eukaryota; Viridiplantae; Streptophyta; Lycopodiopsida; Selaginellales; Selaginellaceae. Gene Ontology annotation, molecular function: RNA binding; protein binding. The record is from RefSeq and is a predicted model, not a curated record.
AUGGUAGAAGCAAGGGUCAUGUUCAAUGCAAUGGUGGAGAAGGACGUAAUUUCUUGGACUAGAAUGCUUGCUGCCUAUGGCCUUAGUGGCCAGAGUUCACUUGCAAGAAAAACUUUUGCCCAGAUGCCAGGGAAGAAUGAAGUUUCUUGGGAUGCAAUGCUCAGUGCAUGUACCCAAGCAGAGGAUUCGGUUUCUGUGUUUAAGAUGUUUCACACUAUGCAGAUGGCCGGCAUUUACAACCAAGUUGGAUUUGUCUCCGCCCUCAAUGCUCACGGCCAAGUUGGCAGUGUUAAAUGUGCUAGAAGUUGCUUUGUUUCGAUGGCUUUUGACUGUGGCAUUCAGCCAUGUCACCAGCAUUACUCCAGCAUAAUCGAUGGCUUGGCAAGAGCUGGUUACAUUGACAAUGCAAGAGAACUCAUCGGAAACAUGACAUUUGUUCCCACUUCUUUGAAUUGGCUGUGCCUUUUAGCUGCAUGUCAGAGCCUCGAGUGUGGAACCUGCAUAUCAAAAUGGGUGUCUGGACUUGCGAGCAGCAGAGCUAUGUAUCCUCUCCUGGCAAAUGUAUGGGCUUGGCAUUGUUAG